AUGAACGAUUCACUGUCGGACGAUGAAGUCACGAGGCAAACGGCUCGACAACAAGUCAACCAGCUGGGUGAGCGGCCAGACUUCAACGACUACAUGGCUUUUAUCUUCACGGAAAUGAAAUUUCAAAAUAAGGCAAACCCAAAAGAAGGCCAGCUUAUAUUGAAGAAAUUUGAGAGCGUACGCCGCGGCGUAGCCCCUCCACGUGUAAGCGUGGAUGACCCUGUGAGAGUAGUUGCGGCUGCUCUGGCCUACUUCAUCAUAAAUGACUCGAAGAUCAAGCUCACACGAUGGAUUGAUUUGCUUCAGAGGCUCGGUGAGCUUUUAGAUUUGCCGGACGAGAGAAUCUGCGAGGGCUGUUUAGGGGUACUGCACAAAGUCUGCCGUGACUACUCUAAGGAAACGGGUGUAGUUCUACGCAAUGAUCAUCUCACUGAUCUCGUUCCCAAGUGCCUAAAGUUCUUCCGGCACAGCAACCCCCGGCUUCGGUACUGCGCCAUCACUUUCAUCAGUCUACUAUUUAUCGAUUGUAAACAGGCCGCUGUCGUUCACGCUGACGCAUUUGUAACGAACCUGCUGCAGCUGGCAUUGGACACAGACUACGAAGUGCAGAAGGCCAUGUGUCGUGCUCUGGCACUGCUCCUGGAAUAUCAUAUCGACUGCCUCAUCCCUCAUAUGUGCUGCAUUGUCGAGUACGUGAUGAACAGGAUGCAAGACGCGGAAGAAGACGUUGCUGUGGAGGCACGUGCCACACUUUUUUGUCUAGCGAAACCAAUCUGCAAGGAGGCACUGACUCCACACUUUUCGAGUCUUGUCCACAUUCUCCUUAAUGGAACGAAAUACUGUGACACUGCCGCCGAACGACUCAAGCAAGUAAUACCAGGCACCAUUCAAAAUCCGGGUUCGAUAUACAGAGGAAGAGAGAGCAUUGACUACGGUCUUGUGUCAGGAACGAAAGUUCCACUUGACAAUAUUUUGUACGCGCGGAACCUGAGGACCAGCUCAGCAAUUGCACUGGGUGCAAUAUCUACUGUAUUCAAUGAGGAGCUUCUUACGCUGCUGCGCCCUAUUAUUAGGCAGAUGCUGAAGGACAAGGACUGGGUGAUUAUGGAAUCUGCCAUUUAUGUUCUCGGGAUCAUCGCUGAAGGCUGUCAUGAAGGAAUGGCCCCAUACCUACCACACCUGAUCCCGUUGUUCUAUAUCCAUUUAAGAAGUCACAGAGCCGCUGUGCGGUCAGCCGCCUGCUGGACACUGAGCCGCUACUGCCCUUGGGUGUUGAGACAACCGCAGCACUUAUACUUAAAGCCCUUGCUGGAACAACUGCUGGAGAAGGUACUGGACGAACACGAAAUGGUUCAAGAGGUCGCCUGCAAUUCCCUUAUAAGCGUAGAAGAGUGCGCCGAAACAGAGCUUGUGCCCUACCUCAACUCCAUUUUGGACACACUUUACAGCGGGUUCCUGAAGUACAGGCGGAGUCGUUUCUAUAUGCUGUACAAUGUAAUAGAGGUUCUGGCAGAUUCUGUGCCGUCAGAGAUUUGCAGGCGUGAAUUCAUUCAGUACUUUAUUAGACUACUGACUGAGGACCCCAUUGGACUGGAAGACAGUCAGAUUAACAUGUUUCAUCUACUAAGGUGUCAGGGCAGCCUGGCUACAGCCCUGAAAUCUGACUUCUUGCCCUACCACCUGCCUGUGGUGAACAGAUGCAUCCGCACUGCGCACUUAGGAAGACAAGGGUUUUUAGCCAAAGCAAUUCAUCUGCAAUAUUCAAUCACACCGGAAAAACCACUGACGAUUGCUGCUUUGAAAACUUUAACCAAGCUGGCGGAAUGUCUUGGACGUGACAUGGAACCCUCUCUUUCUAGUACCAGCAUCAUCGAGCUGAUGGUCGACUGCGCAAAGGACUCGGUGCCUGAAGUGCGCCAGGCGACGUUUAACUUCCUCGGAACGUUUGUCAAAAUCUGCCCCAAGAGCCUUUCGACAAAAGCAAGUUUUCUCGUUCCAUUGCUCAUUGAGAACUUGAAUAACCAGAUAACACCACUCUGCAACAGCGCGACCUAUGCGAUCAGGGAGCUCGCCAUGACAUUGAGAGAGGAUGUCAAACCAUACGUUUACGAGAUACGCGCGAAACUUACAACAAUCAUCAACAGCCCCCGCACAUCGGAAUCUUUGCGGGUGGACACGACUGUCGCAAUUGGAUACCUUGGUCACAUUUUCCCAUACGAAAUGGCACCCGCGUUGUGUCGGUUCAUAGUUCCAUGCUGUUCAGCAAUUGGGAAAAUUCCUGACGGUGAAGUGAAGAACUUUGCGUUACGUGGUAUUUUUACAUUGGUAAGCGAGAAUCCCGCUGGAGCUUUGCGGUACUUUAUUACCCUCCUAGAUACCAUAAUUGCCUGGAUUAUUCGCCAGGAUGACUUGAAGCAAGCCAUGAAUAACCUCAUCCGCCUCUACAAGCAGUGCUAUGGGACCACGCGACUCCACCAUUUCUACGAAAAGCUACCGCCUGCCCUCCGUCAACGAGUGUUGGGCACCUACGACUUCUGA
This is a messenger RNA of Rhipicephalus microplus (southern cattle tick), 2538 nucleotides long. Its product is annotated as transportin-1. Gene Ontology annotation, biological process: protein import into nucleus. NCBI's taxonomy places the organism in Eukaryota, Metazoa, Arthropoda, Arachnida, Ixodida, Ixodidae. The record is from RefSeq and is a predicted model, not a curated record.